CAGAGCUCAUAACCACCUCUUUGACCAUCAGUCACGCUGCACUAACGUUUGCUUCCAUCCACACUUCAUCACCAUCAUACCCUGUUUCUUUCGGUGGGAUAGCUUUACAUAGACAGGAACUAUCCACUUUUCUGUCAAUUUCCAAUCAGCCAUCAUGGUCGGUCACGGUAUGACGGGGAUGCUCGGCGAGGAUGGCAUCCAUGUUGAUAUGAACCACUUGAAGAGCGGAGAAGUCAACCUAGGAACAUCGAUCAUGGCGAUCAACUUCAAGGAUGGUGUUAUAUUGGGUGCAGACAGCCGGACGACAACCGGAGCUUACAUCGCCAACCGAGUCACCGACAAGUUGACGCAGGUCCAUGACACAAUCUGGUGCUGUCGAUCAGGUUCCGCCGCGGACACCCAGGCUGUGGCCGACAUCGUGUCCUACCACCUCAACAUGUACGCAAUCACCAACAACGAGGCGCCGAGUACUCAGGUCGCUGCAUCGCUGUUCCAAGAGCUAUGUUACGAGAACAAGGACAUGCUAAGUGCCGGUAUCAUCAUUGCCGGAUACGACCCGAAGCACGGAGGUCAGGUGUAUUCGAUACCCUUGGGCGGAUCUCUUCACAAGCAACCGUACUCUAUUGGCGGAUCCGGAUCGACCUAUAUCUAUGGUUACUGUGAUACUCACUGGAGGGAGAACAUGACAGAGGAGGAAGGCAUCAACUUCGUCCGCGGAGCACUGCAAGAAGCAAUCAAGUGGGAUGGCAGUUCGGGUGGUGUUAUCCGACUGGUGGUGCUGACGUCUCGGGGCGCCCAGCGACACCUCUACCUGCCGGACACGGGCUACACCGGACCGGGCGUUACCAAUUAACGAAUGUAUCUAUACGGGACGAUGAUUUAAUUGUUGUUAGCUGCUAAACGAGCUAUUCAUUUGUCUACAGAGUAGUGCUAUUGCCUCAGAUUAAGACAGGAGGAUUCCGAAUCUGAGACUGCUAGAUAUUGAUCAAGAUGGGGAGUAUCUUCUUCACCGAAUGGGAUAUUAGAUUAAGGGAGGGGAUG
Messenger RNA from Aspergillus vadensis CBS 113365, 1041 nucleotides. It is a transcript of the gene pre3, whose product is annotated as proteasome core particle subunit beta 1. Gene Ontology annotation, molecular function: threonine-type endopeptidase activity. Lineage: Eukaryota; Fungi; Ascomycota; Eurotiomycetes; Eurotiales; Aspergillaceae. Gene Ontology annotation, cellular component: proteasome core complex. The transcript is spliced from 5 exons. Bases 155 to 853 code for a protein of 232 amino acids. The record is from RefSeq and is a predicted model, not a curated record.